This is a messenger RNA of Bathycoccus prasinos, 222 nucleotides long. RefSeq lists its product with no specific name. Gene Ontology annotation, molecular function: DNA binding; structural constituent of chromatin. The record is from RefSeq and is a predicted model, not a curated record. The transcript has a single exon. The coding region runs from base 1 to 222 and encodes 73 amino acids. Gene Ontology annotation, biological process: nucleosome assembly. Lineage: Eukaryota; Viridiplantae; Chlorophyta; Mamiellophyceae; Mamiellales; Bathycoccaceae. Gene Ontology annotation, cellular component: nucleosome.
AUGCCAGCUAAAGCCGCCAAGAAAGCCGCCCCGAAGAAGAAGCCAGCCGCCAAGAAGGCCGGCGCGAAGAAAGUUGCGAAGAAAGCCACCAAGAAGGUAGCGAAGAAGGCUGCGCCGAAAAAGAAGGCAGCGAAGAAGAAGGCCCCGGCCAAGAAGAAGGCUGCCAAGAAGAAGGCGCCGAAGAAGAAGGCUGCCAAGAAGGCUGCCCCGAAGAAGAAGUAA